This is a messenger RNA of Mugil cephalus (flathead mullet), 944 nucleotides long. Its product is annotated as CD63 antigen-like. The record is from RefSeq and is a predicted model, not a curated record. Bases 161 to 880 code for a protein of 239 amino acids. The transcript is spliced from 7 exons. Gene Ontology annotation, cellular component: membrane. NCBI's taxonomy places the organism in Eukaryota, Metazoa, Chordata, Actinopteri, Mugiliformes, Mugilidae.
UUAAAAAGGGCGCAUCACAUUUAAAUGCUAUCAGGCUGCCUGCUCAUUUUCAUACGGUCAUGUAACACAUCCACAGGUUUCAGUCUGUCGCUUCACACUCGGACUAAAGAAAGUCUUAAAUUUCAUAUUUUUGGGGGUUUUUUUUGCAGGGACACUCACUAUGAGCAGUUGUUGCAGCAUAAAAUGUUGGUUCUUCUUCUUCAACACAAUCUUCCUGGCGUCCGGAGUUGCCCUCAUUGUCAUCGGAGUGCUGCAAUACACGACUUUUACACAGAUCGGCACUCUCGCAGGGAGCAACUUGUCUAAAAUUGCCAUAGUUAUCAUCGCAGUGGGCGUCACCAUAGCCGUCGUGGCCCUCUUGGGCUUUUUCGGUGCGAUCGUUAAUAAUUCUUCUGUGGUGGCUUGUUUCAUCUCCAUCUUGAUCGUGAUCAUCAUGUUGGAGAUAUUCACCGGAGCUGCCUUUUACAUCUUCCGCAGUAGGACUGCCCUCCUGCAGAUGAAUAGUGCUAUCAACACCAAAGCACAAAGGGUGUUCAGUGAAUACAGGCCGGAGAACAGACACGCCAUCAACAGCAUCCAGGAGAAGUUCAGCUGCUGCGGUGCACUUGCCCCCACUGACUGGUCCAAAAGCAGCGGCUGGGAAAACCACGAGGCCGUUCCCGAUUCCUGCUGCCUGGUGAAGCGCAAGGGCUGUGGACACAACAAGGCAAAAAUACACCCUAAGGGCUGCAUCAGGGCUAUCAAGUUCUUCCUGGUGAAAAACUUUCUGUGGGUCGGCGCUGUCUGCAUCGCUCUUGGAAUCACGGAGAUUUUUGGAGUAUUAGUCGGCAUGUGCUUGUGUAUGGACAUAAAACGAAAGAGCUAUGAAGACAUCAGUUAAUGCCUCUUGAGGACUUUAACUGUGUGUUUUUGCAGUUUUAAUAAUUCCAUACUGCACCACUGUU